UUUUUUUCCUGGGGAAGAUCAUAUUGGAUCAUAUUGUUUGCAGGACGUUGUUCCUCCUGCAGCCCCCCCGCCACCACCACCACCAGCACCGCCGCCGCCGCUGCCGCCGCCACCACCACCACCCCCCCAGUCUAUCCCGACGUAGUUGUGAAUUGAACAUGGCGACUGUACCAGUAUAUUGCAUCUGCAGAUUACCUUACGACGUGACCCAGUUUAUGAUCGAGUGCGAUGCCUGCAAGGACUGGUUCCACGGCAGUUGCGUCGGGGUGGACGAGGACGAUGCUCCAGACAUUGACAUUUACCACUGUCCGAACUGCGAGAAGACCCACGGCAAAUCCACACUGAAAAAGAAAAAGAACUGGAGCAAACAUGACACGGGCCAAAGCACAGAUAUAAAAGCUGUUCAGAACGGCAGUCAGGUUUUCAUCAAGGAGCUUCGCAGCAGAACGUUUCCAAGUGCUGAUGACGUAGUGGUGAAGCUCAGCGGCAGUCAGCUGUCCAUGGACUACCUGGAGGAGAACGGCUUCAACGAACCCAUCCUGGUCCAGAAGAAAGACGGCCUGGGCAUGUCCCUGCCCGCCCCCACCUUCUACAUCAGUGAUGUGGAGAACUAUGUCGGCCCCGACGUUGGCGUGGACGUCAUUGACGUCACCAAACAGACCGACAGCAAGAUGAAGCUCAAGGAGUUUGUCGACUAUUACUACAGCACUAACCGAAAGAAAGUGCUAAACGUCAUCAACCUGGAGUUCUCUGACACAAGGAUGAACAGUAUAGUAGAAAGUCCACAGAUUGUGCGGCGGUUGUCGUGGGUUGAAAACUACUGGCCGGAUGACGCGCUGCUCGGGAAGCCAAAAGUCACCAAAUACUGUCUCAUCUGCGUUAAAGACAGCUACACGGACUUCCACAUCGAGUGCGGUGGCGCCUCCGUGUGGUACCACGUCCUGAAGGGGGAGAAGAUCUUCUUCCUCAUCAAGCCCACCUCGGCAAACCUGUCCUUGUACGAACGCUGGAGGUCGUCGUCCAACCACAGUGAAAUGUUCUUCGCCGACCAGGUGGACAAGUGUUACAAGUGCACCCUGAAACAAGGCCAGACCCUGUUCAUCCCAUCAGGUUGGAUCAAUGCAAUACUGACUCCGGUCGACUGCCUGGCGUUCUCCGGACACUUCGUCCACAACCUGAGCGUGGAGAUGCAGAUGAGGGCGUACGAGAUCGAGAAGCGGCUAAAGGUCAAAACCCUCAACCCCUUCCCCAACUUCGAGACGGCUUGCUGGUAUGUGGGGCGACACCUCCUCGAAAGAUUCAAAGGUUUACAUAAAGCAAAUAAGCAACCAGCUCCAUACCUGAUACAUGGUGCCAAAAUCAUUAAUGGAGCCUUCAGAGCGUGGACUAAAAAACAGGCCCUGCUGGAACAUGAAGAUGAGCUUCCAGAAAACAUGAAACCAUCUCAGCUCAUUAAGGAUCUUGCCAAAGAGAUCAGACUGUCAGAGAAUGCAACAAAAGCCAUUAAAAGCGAGCCCAGCAUUAAAGUGCCGGUGGAGGAGCCUCCGUCCACCCACUCUGAUCCCGAAGAGCCCGGUUCCCCGGCGCGCGUCCCUUCUCCCAGCAGAGAGAAAUCCAGAAAGAAAGCUUCCAAGCCGCCCAAGCCUCCGAAGCCUCCCAAACCCCCAAAGAUGCCCAAGGCCCCCAAGCCUCCGAAGGUGCCGAAGGUGAAGGAAGGAGGCAAGAAGAAGGCGAAGAAGGUGAAGGAGCUGUCGCCGCCUCCUAAGCCCUCCAGCUUCGCGGCGCUCGAGUCCCACGCUAAGGAUAUCCUGAGUAGGAUGGACCAAUCGAAGAAGUCCAAGGCCGUUAAGAAUGUGCAGAGCAUGUCCGAGAAGGAAAUAUCAAAGCAGAACAAUGUGGAGAAGUUUGAAAUCAGAGAGCAAAAUAAAAACAAGACUGAAGCAAAAUGGAAGUAUAAGAACAGUAAGCCAGAUUCCCUGCUGAAAAUGGAGGAGGAGUGCAAAUUUGACAGAACACCACUGUCGGGCAAUAAAGACAGAUUCAGCUUCACCAUGUCUCACAGGAAAAUGCUCAGCUCCAAGGCGCUGAAACCUCAGACCAACUCAAGUGUUUUUGGAUCAUUACAAAACCUAAAAGAAGACAAAACCAAGCCAGUGAGAGACGAGUACGAGUACGUCUCAGAUGAGGGGGAGCUGAAGAUUGACGAGUUCCCCAUCAGGCGGAAAAAGAACGCCGUUAAGAGAGAUCUUUCCUUUUUGUCAGACAUCAGAGAACCCAUUCAGCCAGCCAAAAAAUCAAAGUUCCAACCCUUGGUGAGCAAGAGCAACGACUCCUCAGAUGAAGAGACUCUGCACAUAGACACAGAGGCCAAGCCUGAGGUCAAAAGUCGCAACAAGGUGAAGAAGAAGGCUGGCAGCGCCGCGGGGAUCCUGGACCUGCUGCAGGCUAGCAAGCAAGUGGGUGGGAUUGACUACAGCGCCAACAGUCAGCCACCUGCAUCUCCCAGCACACAGGAGGCCAUUCAGGGCAUGCUGUCCAUGGCCAACCUGUCCUCUUCAGAGAGCUUGCAGCAGCCGUGGAGCAACAGCCAGUCCAAAAACAAUAGCCAGUCGAAGAGCAACUCGCACAGCUCGCAGGCUGGAAAGAAGGCCAGCGGGGGGUCCGGCGGCGGCGGCGGCGGCGGCAACAACGGCAAGCGGCCGACCAAACGCGUCCCGAAGAAACCCAGGAAAAGCAGCAGCAUCGAGAGCCUGGACUACGACGACGAUCAGGAUCACAUGGACGCGUGUUUCAAGGACUCAGAUUACGUUUAUCCCUCGUUGGAGUCCGAAGAGGAUAAUCCCGUUUUCAAGUCUCGAUCGAAAAAACGGAAAAGCAGCGACGACACUCCGUACAGCCCCACAGCCCGCGUAGGACCCUCGGUUCCUCGGCAGGAGCGGCCGGCGAGAGACGGAGCCCGCGUGGCCUCCAUAGAGACGGGCCUGGCCGCGGCUGCAGCGAAGCUUUCCCACCAGGAGGAGCAGCAGAAAACCAAGAAGAAGAAGAAAAGCACCAAAAAGAAGGCAAUAGUAAUCGAAGAGCCCCCAAAAAUCUCUCAGGACAGUAGCUCGCCCGAGCACAACGCGGACUCCCAGGACGGCAGCCUGACGGACCACGAGUUCAACACUGGAACGGUCAAGUCGCCGGGGGGGCCGCAGCCCAUGGCGCCGGGGGUCUUCCUCAGCCACAGGCGGCCGUCCGUGUCUUCGCCCAACAACAGCAACAACUCCAUGAGCACCAACAGCAGCGCGGCGCCGAAGGGGGAACGCGUGGGGUCCGCAGACGCCAAAGCUAAGCGGCUAAAGAAAGGCAUGGCGACGGCCAAACAGAGACUCGGAAAGAUUUUAAAAAUCCAUCGAAAUGGAAAGCUCCUCCUGUAGCAUGCAGCAGCAGACUGACUGUUGUAGGACUGGGAACUCACGAGCUGCGUCCCAUCCCGACCUCACCACCCUGUUCACCGACUCAAGCCAACGACGGGAAGUUUAAAAAAAAAAAAACAAACAAACACAAAACAAAACAAAAAAAACAAACAAAAAAAAAAACUGACUGACUGAAGUGUGAUGGGAGAAGAAGAAAAUCAUGCAUUUUUUCAAUUUCUAAGAAGAACAUCACUCAAAUAGGUCUUUGCCUCUACUUAUACUUUAUAACUUUCAGAUAUUAAAGUGUACAGAACCUACUAUAAAUAUUUUUUAAGAGAACAUGUCUCAUUUUACUACAGCUGUCAGUUUAUCAGGGGUUGCUAAACAUGAAGUAGAAGUACAUUUGCAGUCAUUCCAAGAUUUUGUGAAAGUAUCCCUUGCAUGUAUUCAGUUGCAUGUGUGCUUGGGUCUGGGUUUGGGGGGAGAGAGGGAGUUUGAGGGGAGGGAGGGUGGGUGGGGGGUAUUUCCUACUAUAUGGAUGCAGCUUAUCAUUGCCACGCCGAGUCGAGAUGGAAACGAACCCCCCACCACCCCUCCCUUUCUUUCUUUCUUUCUUUCUUUCUUUCUUUCUUUCUUUCUUUCUUUCUUUCUUUCUUUCUUUCCUUCCUCCUUCCGAGGCCCGAGGUCCCCGGCGCAAUCGCAGCAUCGCAGAGUUUCGAUCGGAGUCAACUCGAGCAUUUAUCUCUUUGUGUUAACACUUAACGUUUGCAGAGCACUAUCAGCGGGGAUGGGGGGAUGGGGGAGGGGGGAGGGGGGGUGGGAUGUUUAUUUAUUCGUGUCGGGUCGUAGAUAGGAAAUCAGGAGCAACUGUAAAGCACAAAGCGAGUCCCGAUCAUCAGCGUCCGGACCUUUCUCGAACUUUUAACCGUAGGAAGCGUGCACUCCAUUUGGGUUCAGUGGACAGGAUGGCAUAGUAAAAAAACAUAGGACUUCUGACACUACAUGGGAACCGCAGGCAAUGAUAAGCCUCAUCCAUGUCAGGUGUGCAGUUACAUGGGGAUACUUUCCGUCUUCUUUUGCUUUCGCAGGCAGCACCGACAACCUAGACUCAUAUCUGCGUUUUUACGGCGUCACACAGUACAGUAUAUAGAAUGUAGCUUGUACAUAGCCUUUUAAAUUACUACUUUUUGUAUCCUUUUCCCCUUAAGGCCUAAUUCUACAUUUUUACUGGUUUUGCUAAUUAUGAAUAAAUAAAUAAAUAAAUACAAAAUAUAUAUAUGGAUAUACAGUAUAGUCGCCAUGUUUAACUUUUACUUUUUUUUUUUUUUUAAAUAGGAGAGAUUAAUUUUUAUUUUAUUAUUAUUCUUUUUUUCUUUUUUUUUUUAUUUGGUCAUUAGUUUUAAAAGGUGUUGCCUGGAAAACAACUGAAGAAAUAAUACAUUUUAUUGUCAUAUGGCCUUACAUACACAAAGCUAAUUGUAUUGUGAUUCUGUUUGAACAAGAGACGAAGCUUUGAGGAAAAAUUAUGUAAAAGGAGAAAAAAAAAACAACAAAACAAAACAAACAAAAAAAAACACAUAAAAAAAAAAACAACAGCGACUCUUAAAGUUUCUACGACCAGCCUCUUGUUCAAGUUCUAGUAUCCUGAAGGGUUUUCGGAAUUAUUUUACUAGCACCUUGUGAAGUGUUUAUGUGUCAGUGAUGUAAUUUAUUAAUGUUUGUAGCUUUUUUAUACUUGUACAAUUCUUAAGAGUUUGUUUUUUGUUUUUUUCUUUUUUUGAGUAUUUCAUCGAGUUGUGAAAUUUCCCUUUACAUUUAUUUUUUUUUGUUAUUUUUGAAGCGUGUGUGGGUUUUUUUGUUUUGUUGUUGUUUUUUGGGGAGGUUUUUUUUGGAGGGGAGGGAGGCGUCAGUAUCAUUUGACACACUAGAAUCUACAUUAGUUUUAUAUAUAUGUGUGUAUAUAUACAUAUAUAUAUAUAAAACUCCAUCCUGUCCCAUUUCCAGUGUGACAUCAUCGUCUCCAUUACCAUCGUUAUUGUCGUACGUUAAUAUUCGAGCUCCGUGCAGCUGCAGCCCCCCCCCCUACUCCCCCCUCCCCUCCCCUCCUCUCCAUCCCACCUCUUUGUUCUUUUGAUUUCGGUCAGGACAUUUUUUUUUAUUUUUUUGUUUCAACGUGGUUUCACACCAUCUCCUCCUCCUCCACAGCAGCAGUGUUUUCUGGUCGUGUCAUCUCAGAGGUGACGCGCGCUCCGAUCAAACUCUCGUCAGCGAAGACAUAUUUUUCAGGUUUUUUAUUUGUACAGGAUGUGCGUUUUGCUUUGUUGUGGUUUUAUUUUUGUAUGUCCGACCUUAUUAAAUGCAUCCACUGUGCCAGGGCGGUGAAUGAUACCUGUUGUAGCUGUCUUCCCUCACUGUUAUUUACAGUACUAGUAAGUAUUUACAAUCCUUUUUGACCUGAAUCUAUAUUUUUCUGUAUUUAGACGAUUCUGUUCGAGGUCAUGACUCACUUUUUUAAGACAUGGAAACUCCGAGGAACAAACAUAUUGUUGUUUAAUGAUAUGAUUGUCCGCCUUGUUUACUUUUAAUACAGUUACUGUGCAAAACCAACUUUGUAAUGUGUUCCUCUCCCACUUGCAAUGUGACAGCUUCUGUGGUGACUACUCAGUUUUAAAGUCAAAUCUGUGCCACACAUAUCACAGACUGAUCUAUUUUUUUUCUUUUUUUUUCUUAAAUAUAUAUCUAUAUAUAUA
Messenger RNA from Mugil cephalus (flathead mullet), 6148 nucleotides. It is a transcript of the gene phf2, whose product is annotated as PHD finger protein 2. The coding region runs from base 159 to 3419 and encodes 1086 amino acids. Gene Ontology annotation, molecular function: histone demethylase activity; transcription coregulator activity. The transcript has 22 exons. Gene Ontology annotation, biological process: regulation of transcription by RNA polymerase II; protein demethylation. NCBI's taxonomy places the organism in Eukaryota, Metazoa, Chordata, Actinopteri, Mugiliformes, Mugilidae. The record is from RefSeq and is a predicted model, not a curated record.